UCUAAAAACGCAAAUUUCGAAAUUGCUUUUCGUUUUGUUCAAGCUCUGCUUCGUGUCUCUCUCUCAAAGCAGCAACGGAACAAACUUUCUCUCUCUAAUCCAACGAACAACCAGUUACUUGUUUCUCUCUCUAGGGUUUGGAGCUUCCACUCCAACACUCAGUGGAGAGAGAGAAGCUUUGGACGCUACAAUUCUAGUAGGGCUUUUUGCUGUUUCUUCAUGCUAAUUCCAAACAAAUUCACUCUCAUUGUGAUCAAGCUACUUUCGGUUUUCACAAGAAAGGAUUUCUAAUUCGCUGUUGUUUGCGUGGUUUGAGGUAGAAGUAUUAUAGGUACUAAUAUAUGUAGGUAGUUGUGGGUUAUUUGCGGUGUACUGUGGGCGAAUGUUACUUCUUGGUGCUUAAUGACGUUUUCUAUGGACUUGAAUGCCUCUCCUGUGCCGGAAGAUGAUGAAGAUGCUUUUGAAGGCCAGGUAGAAGAGUAUAAUGCACCAAAAGAGGAGUAUAGUGCGCCAAAAGAGGAGUAUAAUGCGCCAAAGGAGGAGUAUAACGCGCCAGAAGAGCAUAUAGAAAGUGCAGUUGACAUAGCACGCCGGGAACGUGAAGAAAGAAAGAGACGGUUGAAAAGAGAACGUUCAGAUGACAGGCCCAUGCAAGUAUCACAGCCACCUGGAUGUGAUCAUUUUUUCCACAAUAAGAUCCUUAAAUCAUAUGAUAGAAGUAAGCUUCCUCCGGGUUGGUUGGAUUGCCCUUCGUCUGGCCAAGAAAUUUUUGGCAUGAUACCUUCCAAGGUUCCACUGGGUGAAUCCUUCAAUGACUACAUUUUUCCUGGUAAAAGAUACUCAUUUAAACAAGUGAUACAUCAACAGAGAGUUUUAGGGAGAAAACUUGGUCUGGUCAUUGAUUUAACAAAUACUUCUCGAUACUAUCCAGUAUCAGAUCUAAAGAAAGAGGGUAUCAAGCAUGUUAAGAUCCAAUGCAAGGGCCGCGGUUCAGUACCUGAUAAUUCAUCUGUUAAUCAUUUUGUCUAUGAGGUUUUACAAUUUUUAUCACGUCAAAAACACUCGAAGAAGUAUAUACUUGUUCAUUGUACACAUGGUCAUAAUCGUACUGGAUAUAUGAUCAUCCAUUAUCUGAUGCGCACAAUGUCAAUGUCUGUUACUCAGGCGAUAAAAAUAUUUUCUGAUGCACGUCCUCCAGGAAUCUAUAAACCUGAGUAUAUUGAUUCAUUAUAUAAAUUUUAUCAUGAAAAGAAGCCUGAAAUGAUAGUUUGUCCUCCUACUCCGGAGUGGAAGAGGACUCCCGAACUUGUUGAUCUCAAUGGUGAAGCAGCUCCAGAUAAUGAUGAUGAUGAUGAUGAUGAUGGAGUACCAGGUCCUCCUUUGCAGGAGAACCACGAGAUUGAGACAAUAAUGACAAAUGAUGAUGUUUUGGGAGAUGAGAUACCUAAUGAUCAGCAAGAUGCAUUUCGGAAGUUCUGCUUUCAAAUACUCAAAUUGGGGGUUGGGGCCAGAGGACACAUGCAAUUUCCGGGAUCGCACCCAGUUUCUUUAAACAGGGAUAAUUUACAGCUGUUACGACAGCGUUACUACUAUGCAACAUGGAAAGCUGAUGGAACAAGAUAUAUGAUGCUAAUAACUAUGGAUGGGUGCUACUUGAUUGAUAGAAACUUCAAUUUUCGAAGGGUUCAAAUGAGGUUUCCUUGCAGGUUUACAAAUGAUGUAUGUCUGGGCUUGGCUGAGAAGACUCACCACUUUACAUUACUGGAUGGGGAGAUGAUUAUUGAUACAUUGCCAGAUUCAAAGAAGCAGGAAAGGAGAUACCUAAUAUAUGAUCUGAUGGCAGUCAACUUCAUUUCGGUGAUAGAGCGACCUUUCUGUGAACGGUGGAAGAUGCUUGAGAAGGAAGUGAUUGAACCCAGAAAUCAGGAACGGUACCAAGGCAAAAAUCCAUACUAUAGAUAUGACAUGGAGCCUUUCAGGGUGAGGAGGAAAGCUUUUUGGUUGCUCUCUACUGUCACAAAACUUUUGAACGAAUUCAUUCCGAAACUCUCACAUGAUGCAGAUGGUCUCAUAUUUCAGGGAUGGGACGACCCUUAUGUACCACGCACUCACGAAGGCCUCUUAAAGUGGAAAUAUGCUGAUCUGAAUUCAGUUGAUUUUCUCUUUGAGAUUGAUGGUGAUCGUCAGCUGCUUUUUCUCCAUGAACGUGGAAAAAAGAAACUCAUGGAAGGGUAUAUUGUUGCAUUUGAAGAAGGUUCAGACCCCUCUCUUUAUUCCGGAAAGAUCAUUGAGUGUGCUUGGGAUGGUGAUAGACAUGAAUGGAUAUUCAAGCGAAUCAGAACAGAUAAGUCAAAUCCCAAUGACUUUAAUACUUACAAAAAGGUGAUGCGAAGUAUAAGAGACAAUAUCACAGAGGAUAUCCUGUUGAAUGAAAUAAACGAGAUAAUCUGCCUUCCCAUGUACGCCGACAGGAUAAAAACUGAUAGCAAAGCACAUCUCCACACUAAUAUCGCUAGGCGAAGGUAAUCAAUGAGGAAUUCACGGUCUGCAAAUGUUUCACUGGUGGGAGAAUCAUACGUUGAAAGUGAACAUCUGGUGAAAGUCAACUCAAAAGGAGACCCAUUGAUGCUCUGCAAAACAUUCAUGUAAUUAGUUAGUUCUUAGUUAUCGCAGUAAUUGGUACCUCACAAAUUCAUGCAUGAAACCAUUUCCUAUGGUUGUUUAGAUGAAAAGUUAGAUUUAGGAUCUCAGUGUAUAUUAUCUUAUAAUUUUCUUUGUUAAGUAGUGAUUAUAAACUGUUGAAAGGGUAGUUGUUUAUUAUAUUCAAGUUUUCAUUACAUUGGUCAGAAUAUUCCCUGUAUGUGAAUAUUAAUUUGGGAAAAGUACUAAUGAGCAUUCCAUUCUCUCCUGUGUUGAAA
Molecule: messenger RNA, 2918 nt
Organism: Cicer arietinum (chickpea)
Lineage: Eukaryota; Viridiplantae; Streptophyta; Magnoliopsida; Fabales; Fabaceae
Source: RefSeq, a predicted model, not a curated record